Molecule: messenger RNA, 1860 nt
Organism: Lachancea dasiensis
Lineage: Eukaryota; Fungi; Ascomycota; Saccharomycetes; Saccharomycetales; Saccharomycetaceae
Source: the annotation of a GenBank genome assembly
AUGAGAAGCAUAGGCCUCACAACAUUAUUUGCUUGCCUCGUGCUGCUGAUACGAUGGGCGGCAGCAGGCCAGACCCACGAAUAUAACUUCACAACUGGCUGGGUACGAAGAAACCCGGAUGGUAUGCACGAGAAGAUGAUGAUCGGUUUUAAUGGUGAAUGGCCAAUUCCAGAUAUCCACGUCAAUAAAGGUGAUCGCCUCAUCGUGCGGCUAACUAAUGGGUUUGACGACCAGCCAACAUCAUUGCAUUUCCAUGGUUUCUUUCAUCGGAACGUGGACGAGAAUUCCAACCAGAUGGAUGGCCCUCAGAUGGUAACACAAUGUCCCAUCAUGCCUGGAGACACGUAUGUGUACAACUUCACGGUCGACAACCAGGUUGGCACGUAUUGGAUGCACUCACAUUCCGGAGCGCAGUACACAGACGGAAUGAGAACUGCUUUGAUAGUUCACGACGAAGACGAGCCGUUUGAAUACGAUGAAGAAAUGAUCAUUCAGCUCAGUGACCACUACCAUAAACCGUACUACGAGGUCAUGGAUGAAUUCCUCACCCGCUACAACCCUACUGGUGCUGAGCCUGUUCCUCAAAAUAUCCUCUUUAACAAUACGGUAAAUGCUUCGAUAAGUUUCGAUCCUGAUACCGUCUAUCUCCUGCGGUUCAUUAACGUCGGCAAUUUUGUGUCUCAAUACGUUUACUUGGAAGAUCACGAAUUUACUAUUGUCGAAGUCGAUGGUGUUUACGUCACACCAAACACCACCAGUUUGUUGUAUUUAGCCACAGGCCAGCGUACCACGGUUUUGGUCCAUUCCAAACCCGAGAGCAAUAAAAAUUACGCACUGAUGCAAAUUAUGGACGAGACCAUGCUUGAUGUUGUAACUCCAGGUUUGAUAUUGAACAGAACCAAUCAAGUUCUCUACAAUGGUGAGGCACCAUUUGCUGAUGAGUACUUUAUCGAUAGCUUUGAUGGGGUCACGAAUGAUUUUUACUUGACGCCCCUAGAAAAGACGGCACUGCUUCCUGAUUAUGACUAUCAAAUCACCUUGGAUGUGAAAAUGGAUAAUUUAGGUGAUGGCGUUAACUACGCUUUCUUCAACAAUAUUUCUUAUGUUGCUCCUAAAGUUCCAACUCUGGUGACCGCGAUCACCGCACCAAAGCAUCUUGUGAAGAAUCCCUCAAUUUAUGGUGAAAAUGUGAAUCCAUUUAUCCUGGAGUAUGGGGAGGUUGUAGAAGUCGUUGUUAACAACUAUGACGAUGGCAGACAUCCAUUCCACAUGCACGGGCAUAAUUUCCAAGUCGUUCAAAAAUCUCCGAGCUUUUUGGAGGACCCCUCGGGUAAUGGCGAAGAUGGUGAACCGAUUCCUUAUAAUAGCAGCUCACCGUUGAUGGAAUUUCCUGACUUUCCCAUGCGUAGAGACACUGUUGUUUUGGAGCCAAAUGGGCAUAUUGUACUAAGGUUUGUGGCCAACAAUCCGGGCAUCUGGAUGUUUCACUGCCACGUCGAUUGGCAUCUUGAACAGGGUCUCGCGGCUCUUUUCAUUGAGGCUCCUUUGCAAUUGCAAGCAAACGAAGCUUUAACUGAAAACUUCAAGCAAGUUUGUUCGACAGGUGACGUGCCAGUAGCAGGGAAUGCUGCUGGGCAUGUCGACGAUUGGCUAAAUCUGGCAGGGCUUCCAAGGCAACCCGAUCCUUUGCCGGAGGGCUUCACAUGGAAAGGUUAUGUUGCGUUUGUCAUGUCAUGCUUUGUUGGUAUCUGGGGUCUCCAGACCAUCGUGCAUUAUGGACUCAGCGAGUCUAUUCAAGAUGAUGAGUCAAUGUACAACAAACUUAAGGAAUUACUUGAGGAGCCAGCGGAAUCAAAUUAG